CGUCCAUUCGCAGCCGGAGUCGGGUGUCCCGGGUAGCUUGAGGACACGGGGCUGGGCAGGUGCCGAGAGCCCGCCGCCUCGCUCCCUCCUCCCUGUUCUUGCCGCUUGGCCCCACCCCGCCUGGCCGAGCCACUCGGCGCCGGAAGCGAGGGGCCUCCGGGGCCUACGUGUGGCACCCUGCUCCGCUUGCGCCCACGCCGUCUGCUCCAAUUGCUUUCCCAACCUAGCGGCAAAGCCGGGGGCGUGUUGCCGGGGCCCUGGGAAGCGGGGCGCAUGGGCACUGUGCCUGGAGUCUGUCUCUGCGCCUUCCCGCCCACGGGGCGUCCGGUCACGGUCCCUGAAGCCCCAGCCUGCCUGACCGGAACCCAUACUGACGUCAAGGGACACCGGGUUCCCUAGGAGCCGCCCCAGGCUUAAUGAUUGUCCAGAAGGUGCCUAUAAAGGGAGCCUGGGAGGCUGGUUGGAGGAGGGAGCAGAAAAAGCCCAACUCAGCAGAUCUGAGCACUUGAGAGACUCAAUCAGGAGCCGUGGUCAGAGGCUCUGUGUCCCGGCCAGUAGGGCCUGCUCUUUCCCACCAUGGCGGCCCGAGGCUACGGCUAUUACCGCACUGUGAUCUUCUCGGCCAUGUUUGGAGGCUACAGCCUGUACUACUUCAACCGCAAGACCUUCUCUUUUGUCAUGCCGUCGCUGGUGGAGGAGGUCCCUCUGGACAAGGAUGACUUGGGGCUCAUCACCAGCAGCCAGUCGGCAGCCUACGCCAUCAGCAAGUUUGUGAGCGGGGUGCUCUCUGACCAGAUGAGUGCUCGCUGGCUCUUUUCUUCCGGGCUUCUCCUGGUUGGCCUGGUUAACGUAGUCUUUUCCUGGAGCUCCGCAGUACCCGUCUUUGCUGCUCUCUGGUUCCUCAAUGGCCUGGCACAGGGGCUGGGCUGGCCCCCAUGUGGCAAGGUCCUGCGGAAGUGGUUUGAGCCAUCUCAAUUUGGCACUUGGUGGGCCGUCCUAUCAACCAGCAUGAACCUGGCUGGAGGGCUGGGCCCCAUCCUGGCAACCAUCCUCGCCCAGAGCUAUAGCUGGCGCAGCACGCUGGCCCUGUCUGGGGCACUGUGUGUGGUUGUCUCCUUCCUCUGUCUCCUGCUCAUCCACAAUGAACCUGCUGACGUUGGACUCCGCAACCUGGACCCCACCCCCUCCAAGGGCAAGAAGGGCUCCCCGAAGGAGGAGAGUACCUUACAGCAGCUGCUGCUGACCCCCUACCUGUGGGUGCUCUCCACUGGCUACCUUGUGGUGUUUGGAGUAAAGACGUGCUGUACUGACUGGGGCCAGUUCUUCCUUAUCCAGGAGAGAGGACAGUCAGCCCUCGUGGGCAGCUCCUACAUGAGUGCCCUGGAGGUUGGGGGCCUUGCAGGCAGCAUCGCAGCUGGCUACCUGUCAGACCGGGCCAUGGCCAAGGCACGGUUGUCCAUGUACGGGAGCCCCCGCCAUGGCUUGCUGCUGUUCAUGAUGGCUGGCAUGACAGCGUCCAUGUACCUCUUCCGGGUAACUGUGACCAGUGACUCCCCCAAGCUCUGGAUCCUGGUGUUGGGAGCUGUGUUUGGUUUCUCCUCUUAUGGCCCCAUUGCCUUGUUCGGAGUUAUAGCCAAUGAGAGUGCUCCUCCCAACUUGUGUGGCACCUCCCAUGCCAUUGUGGGACUCAUGGCCAAUGUGGGCGGCUUUCUGGCUGGGUUGCCCUUCAGCACCAUUGCGAAGCAUUACAGCUGGAGCACAGCGUUCUGGGUGGCUGAAGUGAUCUGUGCAGCCAGCACAGGUGCCUUCUUCCUUCUACGAAACAUCCGCACCAAGAUGGGCCGAGUGCCCAAGAAGGCUGAGUGAAGACAGUGCAGGCUCUGGAGCAUCCUGUCCCACUUGUGGCCUCUCCGCUCCAUGGGGGUGGGGGAAGGGAGGGAGGGGACUAUCUGACUAGCACCUUUGACUUUCCCUUUCUGCUCCUUUUCCCUCACCCAAGUGGCGCUGGAAGUUAUCAGUGGCUAAUGAGGUCCCAGCUUCCCAUCUGAUCUCUAUUUAAAAGACAACCUUUGUUCUUGGACUCCAUUAGCUCCUAUUUCCUGGCUUCAAAGAGGAAACCCCUGCACUCAGGGAGUCUCCUGUAUCCUUCUCCCUCUCUUGGGCCCUGCCCUGUCCCCAUCCCACCCCAUCCUCACCUGAGGUGAGGCUCCUCCUGCAGCAGCAGGGCAGCGAUGGCCCAGGACUUCUGCCCUGAGGCCUCUCAGCAGGGGGCAACUGCUCCUGCCAAUACCUUGGACUCCAGGGGAAGAGGGUCACUCUCACCAAUACCCAGGGUACAGUAGGGGGGUAUGGAUGGGAGAGUAGAAAGACUUGUUACAGAAAAUUAAAACUAGAUUUGAUACUAAA
This is a messenger RNA of Delphinapterus leucas (beluga whale), 2406 nucleotides long. Lineage: Eukaryota; Metazoa; Chordata; Mammalia; Artiodactyla; Monodontidae. The record is from RefSeq and is a predicted model, not a curated record.